Mugil cephalus (flathead mullet) is the source of this 2198-nucleotide messenger RNA. RefSeq names its product mitochondrial fission regulator 2 (gene mtfr2). The coding region runs from base 276 to 1331 and encodes 351 amino acids. The transcript has 8 exons. Gene Ontology annotation, cellular component: mitochondrion. NCBI's taxonomy places the organism in Eukaryota, Metazoa, Chordata, Actinopteri, Mugiliformes, Mugilidae. The record is from RefSeq and is a predicted model, not a curated record. Gene Ontology annotation, biological process: aerobic respiration; mitochondrial fission.
UUUGCUGCUGCAGCUUUAUUUGACUUUAGACUCGCUGCUCGGACUCGUGAGGAAGGAGGGAAGCUGCAACUUCUCAGUGUAUUUUUACAGUUUGUGUUGAUAUUUGCCAGCAACGCGGAUUGAGGAUAAGUGUGAAUACUUAAACGCGUUUUAAGAAGAAAACGGUGCCAAGCAUGUGACUUAGUGGCAUCGUUUCAGUGUUGGCCGCGCACCAAGUCAGUCAGCAGAAAGAGGAGCCUUGCACUCGUCAGCUGCUGCAGGAAAAAGUCCUUCCAAUGUCUUUAGUAGAGGAUGUCCUGGACGUGCUGUGCAUGGUCCUGGAGUAUUUCGGAGUGCCUCCGGACAUGCUGGUUCCAGUGUGGGACAGUCAACUGUGCGGACAGUAUCGCAGUAUUGUGCGAAUGAUUGGUACAAAUCUCCCCCUGACGCCUGCACCACGUGUCAACUUUCAGGUCCCUCUGAUCAGCUACAAAACACAUGGACAUGUUGACGUCACCGUGGACACACCAGCCAUUCCCUCAUUUGCUGAUGUUCUGUGGGUGUUUGAGGACGAGGGGGAAAGCUUUGCCAAAACCAGGAACCAUUUACCUCCAAAGACGAGAAACACUGUAAACCAAGACGUGAUGAUGAAGAGGUACCCAAGACCGGCACCGAAUCGAGCUGGCACUGGUGGGGGAUCUGUACGACAGGCGGUGAACCCAGACGCACUGAAGAAGAUCAGUGCACUGGAGAAUGAGCUGCUCAAACUACGGGCUCAGAUAGCCAUGAUUGUCACUGACGGCCCAGCCUCAGGGUUGACCGCGUCCCAUGAUGCUCCAGCUUCUCCUCUGUCACGUCCACCUCUUCCAGCUUUCACCUCCACACCUCAUAGUGCUGCUGCUCCGCCUCCACCACCACCACCUCCACCACCACUUCCACCCUCUCCAUGCCUUAGCUCGUCCACCGAGACUUCAUCUGUGCUGCAGCUGAUCCGACAGCGAAAGAACGAAAAAGGUCUCGAUAAGGGUCAGCUCAGGCCCCAGGAGGGUACAGAAAAGAAAGGGAUGCCUUCCAUGUUGGAUGUCUUGAAGGACUUGAAUCAAGUGAAACUGCGGUCAGUGGAGAGAUCACCAGGAGGCACGCCGGUGAUGAGGAGGCGCAGUAAAGGAGGUGGAGCAUCGCUUAAUGACCCAGCAGCCCUCAUCGCAGAAGCACUAAAGAGAAAGUUCGCCCACCAUCGCCAUAACAUUUCCUCAGACAAAGAGAAUUCACUAGAAGUCUCACCUUUCGGCAGUCCAGAAACACCCAUGGUUCCUCAUCGCAGGCGCAGUAAGGGACGCCGGCACCUCUGAUCCCGUAAAACAGUGACCCCUGACUUCAUCUCGGGUCAUCACAAACCGCUGCAGCUACUGACUCACAUUUCUAUUUUGUCUGCCUUCUCUUUGCUUUUUUACUGUGAAAUGUCUUGUUGUUUUGUUGGGAUUUUGAAUGUAUGAUUUUGUUGCUUUAAAUGCUUUUGUACACUCGUUUUGAUUCUGUCUCUCUGUUUUAAGUGUUAAUCACAGGGCUGUGUUUGUUUGCACAUCUUGAACACGUUCGAAGAAAAUAAUGUAUUGAGGCAAGAGUGCACUGUAGCUUAUAUAGUCACUUGUCAGUUCAUUAGGUACACUAGUGAAAACUGUUACAUUCUAAUUUAACAGUUUUCAGUGUUAGUUUAAAAUAACUGAGAGAGCUGUUGAUUCCACUGGGUUUUCAUCUUUAUAGGUUGUGAUUGAUGGUAUUAUAGUGUUAUGUUGUACCGACACACUGUUCCUAUUAUUCUGUUCUCACAACCCUACAUUUGUCAGUGGGCUAAACUACAUAACUGAAACGAAGUGUUGAAUUCAGUCCAGUUUAACAGCAUCACAUCCUCCAAAAAAAGAUCAUACAAGUGAAGUACCAUCUUUCUGACACCAUUUCAACAUCAACUAAACAUAACAGUCAUCAAAGGGGAUCAUAGUGCAGUCAUAGUGCAGGGCUGUUAUAUUGGGAUGCUUUAUUUUUCACUUGUGUACCUAAUGUUUUGGCUGUGAGUAUAGAUACCUGUCUUAAUGCUUGUAAAAUCAUUUUGGGAGAGGUUAAGUCGUACCUAAACAGUCGAACCCAAACAGUGGGUUUUGAGAUUCUAUGCAACAUCUUUUUUAGUUGUUUUGUUUUAUUAAAAAGUUCAAUUGCACUGA